AUGAAGCAUUGUUAAUGUUGAUUUGGUAUGCUGGUUACGUUUUUUUCAUGAAGUACAAUGAAACGGUUGAAAAGCAUCUUAAACAAUUAAUCUCCCGAGGAAAAGUAAACAAUUUGCAAAUUAACCCGAAAAUGAUUCCAGUAGAGUCUCAAGAAACUGUCGGUAAAAUUGUUAAUCAGCUAUCGACUUAUACUGUGGACCGUAAAUUUUCAGCACCAACAAUGAACAUCGAUUCAAAUAAACUACGUCCUAGUGUAUUUCAAAUGAUGAUUCACACCAUUGACCCUUUGACUGACGAAUUUCUCUGUAAACCUGAUAGACCCAAAUCAGUUGCGUCAGAUCGAGUUCCAAGUAUAACCAAAAGGAUGAACAACCUGGAAAAUUAUGCAAAUUUUUUGCCACCACUUGGAUCAACUUUAAUCUCUCUUGCUGAAUCAAAUUUACCCAAGUGCAGUCAGUGCCAAGAAAAGCUUGAACUGCAAUCACGUUAUCUCGAUGCCGAUACACUAUCAAUAAGAUCAACCCUUUUUCAACAGCAACCUACAAUAACAUCUCAAGCAAGACAAACUGGUUCACUUCUCACCAAUGUGGCAACAAUCACUUUACCCGAUGCAAAGUCAGUAACUUUAUAUGGAUUGACUGGGAGUGAUGUAAAGCGAAGCAGUUCAUCUUUAUUAGCUGAUAAGGUGAAAGAGUCUCUUGAGGAAACUGCCAAGGAACCUUUGGAUCUGUCUUGGCCAAAUUUAUGGCAUAAAAGGAUAAGUUAUAUCCUUUUGGCACCAAUCAUAUUUCCUUUAUGGUUAACUUUACCUGAUGUCCGUCGACCAGAAAAAAGACGUUGGUUUGUUUGCACUUUUGCUGGUUCCAUUAUCUGGAUUGCUUUUUAUUCCUACCUCAUGGUUUGGUGGGCAACCUUGGUUGGUGAAACAUUGGGUAUUCCUUCUGAGAUUAUGGGUUUAACCUUUCUUGCUGCUGGUACGUCGAUCCCUGAUUUGGUUACCUCAGUGUUGGUGGCGAGAAAAGGCUACGGAGACAUGGCUGUAUCUAGUUCGGUUGGAAGUAACAUUUUUGACAUAACUGUUGGAUUACCUUUACCCUGGUUUCUCUAUACUCUAUUCAAAGGCUCGGUCAAGGUAAACUCAAGUGGAAUGGUUUGCUCUAUUUUAAUUCUCUUCAUGAUGCUUCUUUUUCUAAUCAUCAUUAUCCCGGCUUUCCGUUGGAGACUCAACUUUGGACUGGCAAGUGUCAUGUUUGCUCUUUACUGGGCAUUCAUUGCAGUCUCACUUUUACUAGAGUAUGGCGUAAUCAAAUGUGCUGACCUCAUGAGCUUCCUUUAAUUAUGAAAAAACUAAUGUAAACUCACGAUAAGACCCUAAUGUAAAGCCAUAGUCAACCUAAAAGGUUGACCCAAGCUCCACUAAAAAAGUCUUUGCACCGAGCUCAUAUCCAGUUAAAAUAUACUCUAAAAGAUCUCAUGUGCAACCUGAAGGGCUGACCCAAGCUGCACUGGCUAAAGUCUUUACACUGUAACCUCAUCAUUCAACUUUGCACUAAGCUUGCAACUCUUGAUUCAUGAAAUCAAUUGUGCUUUUCUGGUUAACAUAGACUCUCAUGUUCAACCUAAGAGGAUGUGUCCCAACAGCAUUAGCAAAUAUGUUUUCCCUGGAAAUAUAUUUUUAACCUGGAAUCGCCUUUUUGUUGUCAAACUUAUCAUUUUUAAUAAUGUUGCAUUUUUGUUAUACUUUUGUCAACCCAAAUUCAUCAUUUAACCAUAAAGCAUCAUACAGUUAUUGGCAAAGUAAAAUGCGAAUUGUAACUAUUUUUGAAGUUUACAAAGAAUUAUCAACAUCAUCACAAUUAGACAACGAAUGCAUUCUUAUGCUUCCUUAUUUAUCAUCAUUAACCAUCAUCUACCAUUUUGAACUCAACAUUAUCCACUCAAAAUUUGUAACCCUGCAACAUUUACGUUUCAGCUUUUCUUUUCUUUUUCCUUCUCUUUCUCUCCUCUUUUCACCCUGUCUUCAUUUCUUUCACUUGACACUUUGUCUUUCACCCAAUCUAAUCAUUUGUCAUUCUCAUCUCUUCAUCUUACAUAUUUUUCUCCUCACUUUUCCCUCUCUUCCAUUUAUCCUUUUUGUUCGUUUUCCUCUUCUUCUUUUUCCUUCUUUCCUCACUUUAUCCAUUGUAAUAAUACUUGUGCCCUUUUACUUGCUCUAUUUGUAUACAACUUUUUUGUUCGCAUCAUCAUUCAUCAUGCAACCUUUGCUUUUCCCAUCACAAGUUUACAAUAAGUUGAAAUAAAAUUCAUGAUUGAAACAAUUGAUCAGUUUCAAUAUUUUUUCUGCUCAUUUGCCAAUUCUCACUUAA
Messenger RNA from Tetranychus urticae (two-spotted spider mite), 2367 nucleotides. RefSeq names its product sodium/potassium/calcium exchanger 2. NCBI's taxonomy places the organism in Eukaryota, Metazoa, Arthropoda, Arachnida, Trombidiformes, Tetranychidae. Gene Ontology annotation, biological process: intracellular calcium ion homeostasis; calcium ion transmembrane transport. Gene Ontology annotation, molecular function: calcium, potassium:sodium antiporter activity; calcium channel activity. Gene Ontology annotation, cellular component: plasma membrane. The record is from RefSeq and is a predicted model, not a curated record.